AUGAGUCUGCACUCUCAGUUGAUUGCAAAUGGAAACGACAAUGUCCCUCUCCCCAAUGGGAUAACCACCUAUCCCACAGAAUGGGUGGUGCAGAAAUUUGGCGGAACAAGCGUGGGGAAGUUUGCCGUGGAAAUUGUGAACCGUGUGAUCUAUCCUAGUACCCUCACACAUCGCGUUGCGGUCGUCUGCUCUGCGUGGAGCAGUUCUUCCAAAGCGGAGGGAACCACGAAUCGACUACUUCGCGCAGCUAGAGAAGCGGGGAAAAAUGCAAAGUCCACCCAAUAUGUGUCCCUGGUCCAUGCCGUCCGUGAUGAACACAUCCAGGUCGCUAGUGACCUCCUUCAAAAUACCGAACUCAAGAACCAGCUGAUCCAGGAGAUCGAAGAAGAAUGCAGCCACAUACUCAAAAUCCUCGAAGCUGCCCAAACACUAGGGGAAAUAUCUAUCAGAUGCGUGGACAAGGUGAUUAGCACCGGCGAGAAGCUCAGCUGUCGCAUGAUGACCGCCCUGCUCCAUGAUCACGGUGUUGAUUCUGAAUACAUCGAUCUAUCAGACAUAGUCGAUUUUGCGAUAAACGUCCAAUCGCUCGAUCAAGCGUUCUACGACCGUCUUGCGGCCGCUCUAGGUGAAAAUAUAAAAGCAUGUGGGAGAAAAGUCCCGGUGAUCACGGGCUAUUUCGGGCCGGUGCCGGGAGGUUUGCUGGAAAAAGUUGGCCGAGGCUACACAGAUCUGUGCGCUGCUCUUGUGGCGGUGGGCGUCAGUGCCCACGAGCUUCAGGUCUGGAAGGAGGUGGACGGGAUUUUCACUGCUGAUCCACGAAAAGUACCCACAGCUCGACUCCUGCCGGCGAUCACUCCGGCAGAAGCUGCUGAAUUGACAUUCUACGGCUCUGAGGUCAUCCAUCCUUUCACCAUGGAGCAGGUGAUCAGAGCCAGAAUCCCCAUCCGGAUUAAAAACGUUAUGAAACCCCGGGGCAAGGGGACGGUGAUUUACCCAGACUCGAUUGCGGAGCUCGACGAGACGACACCGGGCCACAACCCCAAACUCUUCCGCACCCGGAGCUCCAGUACACUCUCCCAGCGUCAGGAGGGCCCCAAGCGACCAACUGCAGUAACAACCAAACACAAAAUUCUUGUUAUAAAUGUGCACUCGAACAAGCGGUCACUUUCCCACGGGUUUUUCGCGGGUAUCUUCUCCGUGCUAGAUAAGUGGCGUCUGUCCAUCGAUCUAAUAUCCACCAGCGAAGUGCACGUUUCGUUAGCGCUGCAUUCCGAACUACCUUUGCUAAACGGGGUCGGGCAGGAUGAGUACCAGAUAAUCGACGAAGAUCUCCGAGGCGCCAUCCAGGACCUCCGCCGGUAUGGCACGGUGGACAUCAUUCCGCAAAUGGCCAUUCUGAGCCUCGUGGGGAGACAUAUGAAGAACAUGGUUGGUAUUGCGGGGCGCAUGUUUUCCACCCUGGGGGAGCACAAUGUCAACAUCGAAAUGAUUUCACAGGGUGCUAGCGAAAUCAACAUAUCGUGCGUCAUCGAAGAGAGAGAUGCAGACCGCGCCCUCAACAUCCUCCAUACAAACCUCUUCACUUUCCUUGAUUGA
Messenger RNA from Paracoccidioides brasiliensis Pb18, 1596 nucleotides. RefSeq names its product aspartate kinase. The record is from RefSeq and is a predicted model, not a curated record. Gene Ontology annotation, molecular function: aspartate kinase activity. The transcript has 4 exons. Gene Ontology annotation, biological process: amino acid biosynthetic process. Bases 1 to 1596 code for a protein of 531 amino acids.